Trichomonas vaginalis G3 is the source of this 1137-nucleotide messenger RNA. RefSeq lists its product as uncharacterized. Bases 1 to 1137 code for a protein of 378 amino acids. Lineage: Eukaryota; Parabasalia; Trichomonadida; Trichomonadidae. The record is from RefSeq and is a predicted model, not a curated record. The transcript has a single exon.
AUGGUAGAAAUUAUUCAAAAAAUCCAUAAUUUUUCACUCUGUAUAUCGCCUGCAAUUCUGGAAGUCUAUGAAGGCGAUACUCUAAGAAGUAUAAUGAAUCAAUUAAAUGACAUUCAAAUUGUUAUUGCGCAAUUUUACCAUUCAGUCUUCAGAAAAUCAAUUCCAAACUGGCUAACUCACAAUGAUUCUAAGAAUACAGUUACCUUAAAUCAAGCUCAAGAAUUUUAUUUCAGCAUUUACUCGCUCUUCAAAGAUACUGACAAUCCAGGAACUCUUUUUGUUAGUGAAAAACUGUUAGCAAGCUUCAAAUUUGAAUUAGCAAAAUUAUAUAGUUUAAUUCAAUUUCUUAAGAAACCUAAAGAGAAAAAAGAACGCGGCAUCAUUGAUCAUCUUUGGGACAGAUUCCUUAAAACUGCUCCUGCAAUUAUUACUCUUUUUGCAGAUGAGUUUAAUAUCUUUUGGAAAAAGGCUUAUCUUAUUCCAUGGAUUACAAUACUUUUGUUCGAAUUGAUUCGAGCCAAUCACCUUAAUUAUUCCAUCAGUUACUGUCAUUGUUCAUGCUCUCAACUCGGUUACGGACUCAUUGGAGGUCUUUUCGAAGGUGUAAAAGUUGCAACUGUUUGGACAUUAACUAACGCCCUCGAUAAAACUUUUUCCCCUAUGUAUGACAAAAAUAAGACAUUGAUUCUUCAAGAAAUCAAUGGCAUUAUAGGCAAUGAAACUCUGACUCAAAUCAAAGAAAUACUAGGUGAAGAAAAGGUAAACAAGAUAACAAACAUUAUUAAUCAAGCAGAAAUUACAAUUAAAAACAAUGUUAUUGCAAAAAAGGUUCAAAUCGCUCCAAUAUAUAUCGCAGUUAACAUCGCGACCAAAUACAUAGUAGACGGUCUAUUAAUCUUUUAUUUUAUUGUUAAAAGUGAUGUUAAUUAUAGUGAUAAAUUUUUUGUCAAAUUACGCAAAAAACUUCAAAAUCGCAGUGCUGCUGACAUCCAUAUUUUCGGAAUGUUAACUACCUUUCCAAGUUCAGAUAUUAUUUACGAAAACAUACCGGCACCCCCUGGUUAUGUUCCCAAUCCCAAAAAUGAUGAUCAAAUUGACAAUAAUGAACAAGCAGAUUCAAAUGCACAAAACGCUUAG